CUCGCGGCUGCGGGUGGCAGUUCUGACUGGAGGCGCUGGGCUGGCGGAUAGAGCCGAGCGUUAAGAAAAGUGUCCAUGGAGAACAAUGAAAACUCAGUGGAUUCAAAAUCCAUUAAAAACUUUGAAUCUAUAUGUGCUGCCGAAGCGAGCACUUCAUCUUGAACUUUGAGGAUCAUCACGGGAAAGACUUGGGAGACCCAGACAGGAAGACUAUACAUGGAAGCAAGUCAUUGGACUCUGGAAUAUCCUUGGACAGUAGCUACAAAAUGGAUUAUCCAGAAAUGGGCCUAUGUGUAAUAAUUAAUAAUAAGAAUUUUCAUAAAAGCACUGGCAUGACAGCUCGGACAGGUACAGAUGUAGAUGCAGCAAACCUCAGAGAAACAUUCCUGAACUUGAAAUACGAAGUCAGGAAUAAAAAUGAUCUCACACGUGAAGAAAUUGUGGAAUUGAUGCACAAUGUUUCUAAAGAGGAUCAUAGCAAGAGGAGCAGCUUUGUUUGUGUAAUUCUAAGCCAUGGUGAUGAAGGAAUAAUUUUUGGAACAAAUGGACCUGUUGACCUGAAAAAAUUGACAAGUUUCUUUAGAGGAGAUUAUUGUCGAAGUCUAACUGGAAAACCCAAACUUUUCAUUAUUCAGGCCUGCCGGGGUACAGAACUAGACUGUGGCAUUGAGACAGACAGCGGUACUGAUGAUGAUAUGGCAUGUCAGAAAAUACCUGUGGAGGCUGACUUCUUGUAUGCAUAUUCCACAGCACCUGGUUAUUAUUCCUGGCGAAAUUCAAAGGAAGGAUCGUGGUUCAUUCAGUCAUUUUGUGCUAUGCUGAGACAGUAUGCAGACAAGCUUGAAUUUAUGCACAUCCUUACUCGGGUUAACCGGAAGGUAGCAACAGAAUUUGAGUCCUUCUCCUUCGACUCCACUUUUCAUGCAAAGAAACAGAUUCCAUGUAUUGUGUCCAUGCUCACAAAAGAAUUAUAUUUUUAUCACUAAGGAAAUAGUUGAUUAAUUUAGUUCAUAUACCAAGUGAGAAAAAAUCAUGUCAGUGAUACUUUUAUCUUGAAACUGAUGUUCCAGAUGGUACUGUGAACUACUUUCCUAGCUAUCAAACCACAGUGAAACUACCUCAAACUCAACAUCAGGUAGUUAAAAUUCAAUCCAAAUAGGAACCAAUAAAAGUGGGUAAUGGUAUUAUCUUGAUGAAAGGAAAUUGUAAAUACACAUUUUUCAUAGUUAGCAAAAUUUGAUGAUGCUAUGAUUUUUCAAGUAAUUGUUGGAAGUUAAACAUUGCAGCAAUGAAUUUUAAUGUAACUCCCUGUACACAUCAGUACUGUAUACUAUAGUCUUUGUUAAACUAUGGAGAUGAUGCUGUGGAAUAAUGUUUCUUAGAACUUGGAUCCAUGGGUGCAGUUGUCAUGAGCAUGUCUUUGUAAAAAAAGAAAAAUCAUGUUUACUAUUGAAAAAGAAACAAAAUAUUAUGAGACAAUAUAUGAUCACACUGGGUUGAUUCUUUUGAGGCCUUUUAAUCAUUCCACUUUAAAAAGCAUAACUCUGAGGUGCUAAGAUCUACCAGCAUAUUUAUUAUGUGUGCUUAUGCAAAUCACCUGAGAUUUACAGCCCAACAAAAUAUCUAAAGAGCUAUUAUGUACAAACCUCAGACUGCUGAUUAUUUGAGUGAAAUGAAGUUCUAUAAAAUGCCCUUUGUGCCAUGGAAAGUAGAAGGUGAGGAAAGAACAAGAAAUGGAUGAUCUGGGCACCUCCUCAGGCCCAGCUGUGGACACAGCUUCAGAAAAGGGUACCAGAUGAUCCUGUCACAGAAGUACUGGCCUGUGUGAAGGGUAUCCCCAGAAACAGAUUACCAUGUGAGAAAGUGAACCAGACAGAAAUGUCUGAAGUGAGGCUUUCCCAAACAUGAUGAAUCACAAUAAAUAUGAUAAUACUCCUUGUAGUAAAAUUUGUAAGCAAGCGGACUUAUUUUAAGUUUAUAAUUAAAGGAAAACAAUGGCUUUAUUUAUACCAUUACCUGAAAGUAAAGGACCAUGGCACACAGGACUUAAGACGCAUCCAGUGAGAGCCCGUCUAGUACAUGUUGGGCCCCAGAGAGGGCCCAGACUUCCUCACAUACAAGGUUGUUGACUGUCCUGAUGUGUCUGACAUUUCAAGUGAGCUUUUUGCUCAAAAGAAGGAACUUACAUUUAACGUUUUCUAAGUAAAUGUAGCAUGUAAUGGUAUUUUAAAGUGUGUUCCCAUGUGACUACUUUAUUUGACCUCUUUUUUAAAAUAUAAAUUCAUAUUUAAAACUA
Jaculus jaculus (lesser Egyptian jerboa) is the source of this 2296-nucleotide messenger RNA. RefSeq names its product caspase 3 (gene Casp3). Gene Ontology annotation, cellular component: cytoplasm. NCBI's taxonomy places the organism in Eukaryota, Metazoa, Chordata, Mammalia, Rodentia, Dipodidae. Bases 132 to 986 code for a protein of 284 amino acids. The transcript has 8 exons. The record is from RefSeq and is a predicted model, not a curated record. Gene Ontology annotation, biological process: positive regulation of apoptotic process; apoptotic process; proteolysis.